UUGAAGGAAGGAAGGUGGUAAGCCGAACGAAGUUCUUUUGGAUGGCCGAUAUAGCGGUGGAAUCUAGCGGAGGAGACGUGGUGGUGGCCGAGCAGGUGGAUUCAACGCCGGCCACUAAGCAGACGCACCAUCUAGAGAGGAAGUGGGCCUUCUGGUUGGACAACCAAUCCAAACCCAAACAAGGCGCCGCCUGGGGCACCUCUCUACGCAAGGUCUACACCUUUGACACUGUCGAAGAAUUCUGGAGUUUGUAUGAUCAGAUCUUCAAACCCAGUAAGUUGGUAGGCAAUGCUGACUUCCACUUGUUUAAAUCUGGGAUUGAACCCAAAUGGGAAGACCCCGAGUGUGCUUAUGGAGGAAAAUGGACUAUUACCAGCAGCAGUAAGGAUUACCUUGAGAAUGCGUGGCUUGAAACUAUGAUGGCUUUGAUCGGAGAGCAAUUUUAUGAAGCUGACGAGAUAUGUGGGGUGGUUGCAAGUGUACGCCAACAGAGGCAGGAUAAACUUGCACUAUGGACCAAGACAGCGUCCAAUGAGGCUGUGCAGAUGAGCAUUGGGAAGAAGUGGAAAGAAAUUAUUGAUGUAACUGAUAAGAUUACUUACAGUUUUCACGACGAUUCUAGAAGGGAGAGGUCUGUGAAAAGCCGGUAUAAUGCCUAACUGCGGCCUUUUAUACCCUAUCUACUCAGUUGCUUUGUUAGCUGUUUCAUAAAUUUUGGAAAUAGUGCACCUUAACAGUUGCUCAUGAUUUGGUCUGUCUCUGUUUUGAGUUUAUUUAUAAACAAAAACUAGUAGAGACUAGUUUGAAUACUGAUGGAGUAAUUUUGUUUUUUAUAAUAUCCAAUCUAUUUUGUUUUCUCCAA
Impatiens glandulifera is the source of this 862-nucleotide messenger RNA. RefSeq names its product eukaryotic translation initiation factor-like. Lineage: Eukaryota; Viridiplantae; Streptophyta; Magnoliopsida; Ericales; Balsaminaceae. Gene Ontology annotation, biological process: translational initiation. The transcript is spliced from 5 exons. Gene Ontology annotation, cellular component: cytoplasm; eukaryotic translation initiation factor 4F complex. The coding region runs from base 42 to 659 and encodes 205 amino acids. Gene Ontology annotation, molecular function: translation initiation factor activity; RNA 7-methylguanosine cap binding. The record is from RefSeq and is a predicted model, not a curated record.